This is a messenger RNA of Triplophysa rosa, 2114 nucleotides long. RefSeq names its product KIAA0513 ortholog. The transcript has 13 exons. The record is from RefSeq and is a predicted model, not a curated record. NCBI's taxonomy places the organism in Eukaryota, Metazoa, Chordata, Actinopteri, Cypriniformes, Nemacheilidae. The coding region runs from base 149 to 1435 and encodes 428 amino acids.
CCACGCUGCUGAUGCUGUUGCGCAUGCGCACACUCCGACUGGUUUGGAGCAGCUUGGAGAUCGUAACGCGCUGCAAAACGUUCUAUACCUGGAUCAUCAAGGGUCCAGCCGUUCUGGAGCUACGGACGUAGGUCACUUGUGAAACGGCAUGGAGGGGGCCGUAGUUAGCAACCUUAUAGACUUUGACUCGCCUCCAGAAGGGACAGCGCCCUCUGCUGUAGGUUCUCACAGCGGGACAGACUUUUUCUCAGCGGAGCCUCUCGUACCUGAGCCUGCGAGUGCCACGACCAUUGAGCCCCUGUUACCGGAGCCCAUGGCCCCCACGCACAGCACCCACAGAGGAGACGAUGAAGGAAAUGACACUGACGCCACCGAGUCUGCAGACAGCGAGAACGAGGAUAUGGAAUCCGCGUCGCACCCGUCGAGCACACGGCGUUCAUCGUCGUGCUCCAGUCACAGUACAGAAGAUCCAGAAGAGACAGAAAUACGGGCUUUCAUGAAAAACUACGUGGAGAGAUUAUUCCACGGAAGAGAGGACUUCGAUCAGGAGGAGAAGGCUAAUUUUGGAAAGCUAUGUUCUGGAGAGAACGGGAAAGGAAGGGAGUGGUUCGCCAAAUAUGUCAGCGCGCAGCGCUGCCACUCCAAAUGUGUGAGUGAACAGACGUUCUACAGGCUCGUGCAGUCCUUUGCUGUUGUUUUGUUUGAAUGUUACCAGAUGGAUGAUUAUAGCCCUGCCAAACAUCUCAUGACCAUGUGCUUCACAUAUUACUACAUGGGUAAGUCACAGCUGUCUCCCUCCGAGCUGCUAGAGAGGCCCAGCGGGGGGAUCGACUCGUACCUGCGCAGCGGAAAGGUCUGGCUCUCUGGGAAGAAGGACAUCGCAGAGCGAUUGCUCAAAAACACUUCUGCCAAGACUGACGUUAAAGGAUUCUUCGGUGGUCUGGAGAGCAAACUGAGAGCACCAUUGGGUCGUAAGAAUGAAGACACAGACCGAGCAGCAGAACAGAAAACCAGAACUCCAGUUUCUCCACCUCUCUCCCCAGACAAAAAAGAGGAAGAAAAGAUUUACCUGUACACACACCUGAAACAGCAGCCCAUAUGGCACACUUUGAGGUUUUGGAACGCUGGGUUUUUUGACGCUGUCCAUUGCGAGAGAAAUAAAAGAUCCCCCACCACCAGGCGGACGGCUGAGGAAGAGAAAGAUGAAAGAGAAAAGUGGUGUCACAUGACCCAAGAAGAAAAAGAUGACAGCUCCAGAUUUAAUGAGAACAUCACCUUCGGUCAGCUGGGAACGUUCACUCAUAAUAUGGUUGCUUUUGGUCUGAGCAAAAAACUCUGCAAUGACUUUCUGAAGAAGCAAGCAGUCAUUGGAAAUCUAAAUGAAGAGCAAUACAAGCUGCUGUGCGACCACAUCGAGCAGAUGGCUGCCGAAUAAACGUCUAAGGCAGAAAUCAUCCAAACUCAACCGUCCACAUCAUUUCAACUCUCUAAUGAUCAGUAUUCCUCAAACGCAAACAUAGUUUUACCUCAAACUACCCACUACAGAAACUCAUACAGUGUCCAGCUGAAAUGUGACAACAGCGCAUUUUGUCCAAACAACUACAAAAAUAUGCACAUAUACUGGAAUAGCAAUAUAUCUUAUCAUGACAUCAUUACAAUUCUUAGGCGUCAUUUCAACUCGGUAUCUCAUUCAUUCACAGACGAUAUGGAGUUUUAUUGUGUGCUUUGAAUAUGAUGUUAUGAGUUUGUGAUAUAAAUGCCAUCCCGUGUGUUGAACAAAUCACGUACACACAAAGCUGGCCAGUUAAAAUGUCCAUUAAAGGGAUACCUCACCCAAAAAUGUAAAUUCUGUCAUCAUUUACUCACCUUCGAGUUGUUCCAAAUCUGUAUAGAUUUCUUUGUUCUGAUGAACACAGAGAAAGAUAUUUGGAAGAAUGCUUAUAACCAAACAGAUCUUGCCCCCCCCAUUGACUCCCAUAGUAGGAAAGAUUACUUUUUAUUUUUUUUGUUCUGUUGAAUACAAAAGAAGACAUUUUGAAGAAUGUAGGACAGCAAACAGUUCUGGGGCACUUUUUGUAUUUUUUCUUCCAAAUAUCUUUCUCUGUUUUCAUCAG